AUGUCGUUUGGAGUCGGCAUAGGUGAUAUUUGUUUGAUCCUCGAUGGUAUCAUAACAAUUUGCAAAAAUGCGAGCGAAACGAAACAAAUUCUGCUGGCUGCACAGCGUGAUGUGUCAAUGUUGAGGAGUACGGUGUUGUUGUUGAGAGAUGAGAUUGGCGAUGAACGACUUUUUGUUAAAAGCGGGAAUACCGAAAGGGUCUCCACAAUUCGAAGCAGUUUGAAACCACUCAAGAACGAUGUCCGAGAGAUUCAAGAAAUGUUAACUUCGUAUACAAAUCCGGCGCCAAAGUUUCUUGACAAAGUCCGCUAUGCAACGCUUGAUAAGAAUCGGUUUGAUGACUUGCGCGAAAAGUUCACGGGUCAUCGUAUAAAUAUUAUUGUGAUAUUAAAUCUUAUCAUCUCGAGGCGACAAAAAGGUCAAAGCUCUGUACUGUAUCAAAUUAACGAGAAUCAAACAAAGUCUAGUUUGAGACAACAAGACGAGAUAAGGAAAUUGCGGAAGAGUUUAGAAAACAAUGGAGAGAAGACAUCGCAGAGUCUUGAGGAGAUCCUGCAGCUUCUCAAGGGUGACCUCUCCCUGCCGAAGGCCAGUCCAAAGCUUGACCCACAGUCUAUCUUGAAACAGAUGGAAGAGCAUUUGGCAGCCAAAGGUGUGACUGGGGAGGCUGCGAGAGAGCAACUGCUUCCACUCAAAAGAGAGAUUGAUAGAAUAUUAGAUGUGGGGACUACCUCGCAUGAUUCCCUUAAGGAGGAAUCGCCAAGAGAGCCAGCCAAACAGACCCCUUCACCCAAAAGCCGGCUUUCUACUUCAUCACUACCAUGUAGACCACCAAGCACAUCGAGAAGGUCUAAAAGUGGGAUCAAGGGAUACUCCAGGAUUCUAUGUGUAGAUGAGAAUCAUGGAAAAAUCUCGCGAACGAGAGUGGCCCAUGGAACUGGAGAAUGGAUAUUUAAACGAGUUGAUUCCAAGGGACUCUAUGUCAAUGAAACAAUACCCCCAGCUUCUGUGCCUUCAUCCGAAGUACACAACAUCACUAAUUCUUCGCGAUAUUCUUGGGCCAAUGAUUAUCCCAACGAAGUCAUCAGGAUAGUCAACCGAAGCAAAGCCCAAACUGUGUUAAAGAUAUGUCACCAGGAUUUUGUAACCUAUGACUUUAUCCUAUGUUUCACCGAAUCUACUGCUGAUGCAAUACGCUCUCUCCGUGCCGAUGCCGCCUCCAAGCACCCCGACAUUCUUGCCAGAAACACGGUCAAGCUCCUCACGUCUCCCUCUGAUACGUCGGGCGGUCAGUAUCUCUUAUCACUCCCAAGAGGCCAAUUGAGGUCGGAAAUGCGCAAGCUCAUCGACAACUUUAGAGACGAAGAGUUUGGAAAUUGGUACCAAGCCGCUAGUGUUCCUUCCGCAGCACGCUUUCGAACACUGCAAUUUGUUAUGGAUUUGAGAAACAUACCGAGAGGGAGCAAAGAACACGGAUACUCAUUGGCUGAGAUUCCGAAAGUGAAAGAAUGGGAGAAAGAGACUGGGUGUGUGAUUAGGAUCACGAAAAUGGUGGGUGGUGAGAAAUGUCUCAUUUCAGUGAUUGGACCGACAGGAUCUCAUGUCGGAGAUAACGGGAGUGGAAUCAACUCGCUCUUGCAUCGGGUUGAGGGGUUUUUUAAAGAGAGAAGUUCGUGA
Messenger RNA from Glarea lozoyensis ATCC 20868, 1677 nucleotides. RefSeq lists its product as uncharacterized. Lineage: Eukaryota; Fungi; Ascomycota; Leotiomycetes; Helotiales; Helotiaceae. The transcript is spliced from 3 exons. The record is from RefSeq and is a predicted model, not a curated record. The coding region runs from base 1 to 1677 and encodes 558 amino acids.